This is a messenger RNA of Bombus impatiens (common eastern bumble bee), 2509 nucleotides long. It is a transcript of the gene CoRest, whose product is annotated as REST corepressor 3. The transcript is spliced from 10 exons. Gene Ontology annotation, molecular function: transcription corepressor activity. Gene Ontology annotation, cellular component: transcription regulator complex; histone deacetylase complex. The coding region runs from base 161 to 1579 and encodes 472 amino acids. Gene Ontology annotation, biological process: negative regulation of DNA-templated transcription; regulation of transcription by RNA polymerase II. The record is from RefSeq and is a predicted model, not a curated record. Lineage: Eukaryota; Metazoa; Arthropoda; Insecta; Hymenoptera; Apidae.
UUACUUUCGCUACGGUCGCACGAAGCGUGAGUCGAAUUCUACCGAACACGGUGUAGUUUCAAGCUAUCGCCUGCAACGCAGGUUUCGCUGAUUUUUCGUACAAAAAUCUCUUUGCUAGGGUAAUAAUUUGAUACAAAGUAAAUCGAAGAAAAGUUGGAGGAUGGUUCUGGCAGAGAGAAACUCAGAAAAUGUUAGAAAUGGGCGCAGAUCGAGGGGCCCCAGCCCUAAUGGACAGACGGAAUCUUCGAGCGAAGAAGACGGAGUUCCAGCAGAGAAAAUCCGUGUUGGGAGGGAUUAUCAAGUUAUUGUUCCAGAAUUUGUUCCAGUCAGUGAACGACGAUUAGAUCAGUGUCCUGAUAGAGCAUUAUUGGUAUGGUCUCCUACUACUGAUAUACCUGAUCAAAAAUUGGAUGAAUAUAUCAUAUUAGCAAAGGAAAAGUAUGGCUAUAAUGGAGAACAAGCAUUAGGAAUGUUAUUUUGGCACAAACAUAACUUAGAGCGUGCUGUAUUAGAUUUAGCGAAUUUUACACCAUUCCCUGAUGAAUGGACAGUAGAGGACAAAGUUCUUUUUGAACAAGCAUUUCAGUUUCAUGGGAAAAGCUUCCAUCGAAUUCGUCAAAUGUUACCAGAUAAAUCUAUUGCCAGCCUUGUUAAAUAUUAUUAUAGCUGGAAAAAGACACGGACUAGAACAUCACUAAUGGAUAGACAAGCAAGGAAACUAACGAGUGGUGGGAAAGAAGGAGAAAAUGGUAGUGAAAAUGGGAGUGAAUUAGGUUCCAAUACAGACAGUGAAUCAGAAGAAAAAAAAUGGACGAUCCACCGCGGAAUACGUCGUGGAAAGAACCAAGCUGUGCCAGGAAGCCAAGGCACUGACGCCAAAGCCCCAUCCGACUCGGAAAACGCCCCUCAGGUUCAGGGCUCGUGUAGCAACUGUGGCGUUGCUUGUCAUAGUGUUCGUGCGACGCCGAAAGGACAUGCGUGUCACAGCUGCUAUCUGCACUGGAGGCGAACUGGUGUAGCAAGACCAUUAAGUUCCAUGCCAGGUCGAACAAAUAAAAGAAAACCACCUCGCGGUCUCGUUGUUAAUCACGAUGAUUUAGCAGCAUUGGCUGGUCAACCCAAUCAAGCAAACAACAGUUUACAAGCGAUUGACACCGAAAUUGUUAGCCUAAAACGACAAAUACAAUCAAACAAACAGCAAGUAAGCGCAUUGAAACGUAAAACAACUGACGGUAUUGAUGAUUUACGACCACCGGAAGUAUCCAGCCGUAUAAAUGCUCGUUGGACAAAUGACGAAUUGCUCUUGGCCGUUCAAGGUGUCCGAAAAUAUGGGAAAGAUUUUUCUGCGAUUGCUGAUGUAAUCGGAACUAAAACAGAAGCUCAUUUGCGGUCAUUCUUUGUAAAUUAUCGACGAAGGUAUAAUUUAGAUGCUGUCUUGAAAGAAUAUGAAGCUGAAAACGGUCCAAUAUUAAUUGACGAUGAAAAAGAAGAAAAGAUGGAUGUGGAUCAGCCUAAUGAAACAGCAGAGUCAUCUCAGAAAACGAAAUCAUCCGUAGGUCUUGGACAAACUGCUAAAUAACAAAUGACUAUACUUUUGAAUACCGGUAAGCGCGAAAAGAAUAAUCACAGGCACUUUGAUCAUCGAUAAUAUUCUGUAAAAGGUAUUUGUUCAUAAGUCAGUUUGCAAUUUUUAUUUUUAAUUUUACUACGUUAUGCAAUACUAAUGCAAUAUUGCAUUAGAAACAUCAAGUACAAGCAACAGUUUUCAUUGAACUUAUGCAUGAAUCAAUAAUUCAUAGAAAGGAAUAGGAAUAAAUUAAUAGGAACAAAAAUAUGUGAAUUUAUUUAGCUAAACUUAGUUUUGCGUAUGUCUAAUAUGGAUUUUAUUAAGCAAUAUGGAAGAAACGUAAUUCUAUUAAAGACAUCUGGUAUAUAAUUCUAAGCAUAGAUAAAUUAGAUUAAAGAUGAAUACAUCCAAGUGUGAAUAAUAAGUAUGUCUGCAACAUCCAUUGUACAUAAUCAUGGAUGCAUAAUAAGUUUCUUUCAAAUAAAUCAACUGUAUUAUGUAGCAUAUAAUAUUUGUAGAUAUACGUAAGGGAUAUCGAAGUCCCAUUUUAAAUGAAAGUAAUUUAAAAAACAAAAUUAUUCACUUUAAAUGAAGAAAGAUUCAAACAUUAAUAAAUGAAUGAAAGAUUGAUGCAAUUGUAAAAAUAUUGAAAAAAUGCUAUAGUUUACAACAUUCAGAAAGUCAGGUAUGGUUCAGUAACUUCGAUUUCAUAUGCGAAUAAUCAACGGUCUUCAACGAUUUUUUAUCUAUGCUCAAAUAUUAACUAGAUAUUAUUCUAACAAUUUGUCGCUACAAUGAAGCUGUGUUUGUAUUAAUUUAAAGUUUUGCAUGCACUUUAUGUCGACUUAUGUCCUGUAUAUUUAAUUUUUUAUAAAAUGUUUAUAAAAAAUAUACAUGAUCUAUGUUACGAAACUUAGAGUAAAAAGAAUAUAUAGAUAAGAA